Vitis riparia (riverbank grape) is the source of this 417-nucleotide messenger RNA. Its product is annotated as major strawberry allergen Fra a 1-3-like. Gene Ontology annotation, biological process: defense response; abscisic acid-activated signaling pathway. Gene Ontology annotation, molecular function: protein phosphatase inhibitor activity; signaling receptor activity; abscisic acid binding. Gene Ontology annotation, cellular component: cytoplasm; nucleus. The transcript has 2 exons. Lineage: Eukaryota; Viridiplantae; Streptophyta; Magnoliopsida; Vitales; Vitaceae. The record is from RefSeq and is a predicted model, not a curated record. The coding region runs from base 1 to 417 and encodes 138 amino acids.
AUGGGUGUGAAGACCGUUUCCAACGAGUUCUCGAGCUCCAUCCCUCCCAAGUGGUUGUUCAAGGCCUUGAUCCUCGAGUCCCACAACCUCCUCCCCAAGCUUGCCCCUCAGACCAUCAAAAGGAGUCGCUUCAAGUUCGUCAAAUACAAAAUCGACGAAAUUGAUGAAAACAACUGCACCUGCAGAUACAGUUUGAUUGAUGGAGAUAUGCUGGGGGACAAGCUUGAAACCAUCAAAUAUGAGGUUAAGUUUGAGGCGUCUGGUGAGGGGAGUGUGUGCAAGAGCUCAAGCCAUUAUCACACAAAGGGUGACAUUGAACUCAAAGAUGAGGACAUCCAAGCUGGCAAGGACAAGGCCUUAGCCGCUUACAAGGUCGUCGAAGAUCACCUUGCUGCCAACCCCUCUGUGUGUGCUUAA